Molecule: messenger RNA, 621 nt
Organism: Trypanosoma rangeli
Lineage: Eukaryota; Euglenozoa; Kinetoplastea; Trypanosomatida; Trypanosomatidae
Exons: 1
Coding region: 1-621 (206 amino acids)
Source: RefSeq, a predicted model, not a curated record
AUGCCAACUGGAAAUGCAACAUUCCUUCUGUCAGUUCUGUUUACAGCAGCGUUAUCGGGGUUUCUCUGCGUAGAGCAGGCCACCGCCAAAGUGGGCUGUGCAGCCACCGUUUUUUCUGUGCAAGCGGCUAAUGCCUUGCGGUUCUCUGCCUCACCUGCAUCUUCCGCAUCAUGGCCUCGCGCAAUUCGUGAAUGCAACAAGCAUCAUCUUCACGAGGAGGCAUCCUUAUGGGUCACCGCACUUCGUUACAUUGUCGUCACAACAGAGGCCAGGCGACUGGGGUUGGAUGCGCUCCAGCGGGGCGAGCUGCGAAGACGCGCCAACCUUUUUUUCCUUCUGGAGAAGUGGCAUGCUCCUGGCUGCGGUGACACUGCUGCGGAUGUGGCGGAUGAAACACUGGCGGCCACUCUGAAUGAGGAGAUGGACGGGUGCCGUGCCUGGACGGAUGUGGCAAAUGGCAGGAAGUACCACAUGAGUUUCGUGUUGAGCGGUGGCGGCAUGGCACGAGUUGAAGAAGCGGCGGCUCUGGAUGCCGCAGUGUGCGGUCACGCUGACCCAACACACGCCGAUCGUAUCCGACUGUUGCUGUGUGCCGUCGCCGCGUGGUGCCAGCGAUGUUGA